UUGCCCCCCCCAAAAAAACAUACUUUCUCUUUUCACUUUGAAUUUGCUUUCUCGCAUCUCUCACUUUCAUUCUUAUCUUGAAUUUAUCUUCAAUGGAGACUCCAUCAUCAACGAAAAGAGUCACAAGGUCGCAGACUCUGGCUGCUCUUAACAACAACAACAAUAAUUCCAUUUCAAGGAAGAUUGAAGAUUCUGAGAAAGGUGUUUCAAAAGCAACAAGAAGAAGUGGAAAACAACAACAAGAUCGCUCUGCACUUAUUGAUAUAACUAACGAUUCCCCAAUUGUUGGACUUGCUAUGGGUAGCUUAGGGACCCCAUCAUCAGCCAUAGCCAAGCAAAGAAGCAAUAGAGUAAAGAACAACAAUACACCCGGUUCUGGUGAGGCAUUGCUUAGGGGUCAAGUGAAGAGCCUCUUGCAGAAGGUUGAAGAAGAGGCAGAGCUUUCAAAGAUCUCACUAGAGAACCGUCCCUUUCUCCAUAUUCAAGGAUUUGUUAGUUCUCCAAUGGGACUUCUUGCUCCGACUCCUGCUAAUACCCCACAAGUCCCUAAUCUCUCUGAAGCUGAUGGAAGCAUUGACAGCCCUAAUCCUUUGCCAGUAGUUGAAGAACAAUUGCAUAUUUGUCAGGUGGCGAGUGAUAUCUUUCAUGGUAAGGACUGCCUUGAAUCCCAAAAGAGUCUAACGAGGUCUUUAAUGCUGGACUUUUCUGAGAAAUCUGAAAUCACUGAUGCAUCAUCAGAAUGCCUCUCUGUGGUGACCACUUGCAAAGUAGACGAGUCAUUGACAAAAGAUGAUGGCAGUGCUUCUAACUGGUCCAAUCAGGUUAAUGCAAGCACCCAUGAGGAAGAAGAAGAAGAAGAAGAAGAUUAUUAUGAUCCUUAUGAUUAUGAAGAUGGUGAUGGAGGGUUGGUUGAUGCACUGUGUGAAGGUAUUGGCAAGAUAAAUUUUAGUGAGAGUAAUACAGCGGCUGCUAAGUUCACAGGGAAGCAUACAAGAUUUAGGUACAGUAGUGAUGAUGAGAUUGUUGAAGAAGAAAAAGUAGUAGCAGCGGCUGCUAUUUCAACACCAAGUGUUUUGCGCUUGAAGGGUUUGCCAACUCCCAAAGGGAGGCAUCUGCGCUUUCCUAAGGAAGAAGAAGAAAACUGAAGAAAUGAGCUUGAAGUGAGUUGGGUCGUUGUGUCUAACUCGACACAUUCUUUUGGGAUUGCUCCUUGAAUUGGUUUCUUGAUAGGUUUUUUUUCUUUGACACUCAAAGACUUAGAAACGAAAUAUUUAAGCGUGAGAUUUUAUUGAAAGAUCACAAAUUGAAGUGGUUGUGGAACAAUUCUCUGUACUUGUUUUUAUUUGAUUAUCAAAGAUUAGUUCUGAUA
This is a messenger RNA of Hevea brasiliensis (rubber tree), 1369 nucleotides long. RefSeq lists its product as uncharacterized. The record is from RefSeq and is a predicted model, not a curated record. The transcript is spliced from 3 exons. Lineage: Eukaryota; Viridiplantae; Streptophyta; Magnoliopsida; Malpighiales; Euphorbiaceae. Bases 93 to 1145 code for a protein of 350 amino acids.